UUCUGAGAAAGAAGGAAGUAAAAAGAGGCAGCAAACCACUACCCUAACCUGAUUGUCCUUUAAACAUGUCAAGAUCCAGACUUUUCAGUGUCACUUCAGUGAUCUCAACAUUAGGGAUCUUGUGUUUGCUGCUAUUCCAGUUGGUGCUCUCGGACCUACCAUGUGAAGAAGAUGAAAUGUGUGUAAAUUAUAAUGAUCGACACCCUAAUGGCUCGUAUAUCUGGAUCCUGCUGCUGGUUUUCAUGGCAACUCUUCUCUGCGGAGCAGUGGUCCUCUGCCUCCAGUGCUGGCUGAGGAGACCCCGAAUUGAUUCUCACAGGCGCACCAUGGCCGUUUUUGCUGUUGGAGACUUGGACUCCAUUUAUGGGACAGAAGCAGCUGUGAGUCCAACUGUUGGAAUUCACCUUCAGGCUCAAACCCCUGACCUGUAUCCUGUUCCAUAUGAAGAAAUUUUAGGCUCCCCACCUCCAUAUGAAGAUAUUAUAAAAACAAGCUGAUCUGAGGUCUGGAUUAUCAAUUUAAAGUAUUAAAGACAUCUGUAAUUCCAAAACAUCAAAUUAAGGAAUAGUUACUUCAGUUGGUGGAAAUGUCCAGAAAUCUAUUCAUAUAGUCUGAGGAAGGACAAAUAGACAAAAAUAAAAAAAUGGAUGUCUGGAAACAUUUUGGUCAUGGAGAUGUCUAAAUAGUAAAUUAGUGGAUUCUUGCUGUGUCACUGCUGUGUCAUACUUUUAUGCUACACCACUGAAUUAACGCUUUGCACUAGAACCUAAAUAAACAAUAAUUAGGUGAUAGAAGUUGUCUCUGUUACAUUUAGGACUCCACUGCAGUAUACAUCGCACCAUUUUCUGCUUUAAACUUUUUCCUAGUGUGGAGUCCAUAAAAAUGAUUGUAAUUUAACAGUAGCCCAAGCAGAGAAUCCAACAUGUCCAGAACCAGAACCAGAAAGGUAAUAUUUGAAUUAUGAUGAGUGAGGGAAGAGAGUCGGUAAAAGAAAAGUUUGGAGUUGAAGGGUAUAGGAUAAAUGAAGAGGAAAAGAAAAGAUUACAAGUCUCAGUCUAAGAGACUUUAUGCCUCAACCUUGGGAGGAAGAAAUUGUAGAUAGAAGGUAAAGGAGAUUGCUGAAGACAUGGACCAUGUGUAAUGCCAAUGGGGUGAGGACA
Molecule: messenger RNA, 1160 nt
Organism: Cebus imitator (Panamanian white-faced capuchin)
Lineage: Eukaryota; Metazoa; Chordata; Mammalia; Primates; Cebidae
Gene: TMEM207
Product: transmembrane protein 207
Exons: 5
Coding region: 66-497 (143 amino acids)
Source: RefSeq, a predicted model, not a curated record